Molecule: messenger RNA, 3287 nt
Organism: Canis lupus familiaris (dog)
Lineage: Eukaryota; Metazoa; Chordata; Mammalia; Carnivora; Canidae
Gene: FOXR2
Product: forkhead box R2
Exons: 4
Coding region: 792-1739 (315 amino acids)
Biological process (GO): regulation of DNA-templated transcription
Cellular component (GO): nucleus
Molecular function (GO): DNA-binding transcription factor activity; sequence-specific double-stranded DNA binding
Source: RefSeq, a predicted model, not a curated record
CGCAUGGAGAAUUCCGCCUUACGAGCAUGUGUUUUUUGCAUUGAUGGAUUUUCGUGUUAGUGCCGUCAUAGUAAGUACUUCUUUUCACAGUUAUGAUCGGCUUUGCUACAUCAGGGUCCUCCUCCUCACUACAGAAAGUUCUCUUCCCCUUCCCAGGCACCUGAGGUUGAACCCUUGGAAAGAAAAACAAGCAGAUCUAAAUAAUCUCACUCAAUUGAGAGGAAACGAGAAAUAUCAUCUUGGAAAAGCUGAGGGCUGUCAUGAGAAUCAAUUGAGAUCAUCUAUGUGAAAGCUCUUGGCAAAAGGCACUUAAAAGUGGAAUGAUUUUUUAAAUCAUUUAAGAACAACUCAGAAAUAUAAUAUGAUCUGUACACCUGUUUGUUCCCUAAUUAAAUGAACCUAGAAAGAGUUGAAAGAUAUGCCCAUCAACUUGUUAUGCAAAUCACCUUAGUUAGCACAUAAUUCAAAACAUGUAGAUCCUUGUGCAGGGACUCCCUGCUUCCAACAGAAGUUCGGGAAUUCUACUUUGAACUUUUUUUCCUACUAAAAAGCUUGUUUUAGUUACUUUUCUGCUUUGAGUUCUGUUGUAGAACACUGAGACUUCUCCAAGUUCGACCACCAAUCAAUGACGUAUCCAUACACCUUUUUCUAGUACUUCUAACAGGCCUCCUGAUAAGGUCCCCAGAUGAGAUAUAAGGCAUCAAAAACAGUGCCCCAACAACGGCUUUGAAAAGUACCUCAGAGAUUUCUGUCCCUUUAGAAAUCUCUCUCUACCUACCUCUCUACUAAAGAUGGACAUAAAACUAAAAAAUCCCGAUUUCUGGUACAGUCUCCAUGGCCAGGUCCCAGGGCUGCUGGACUGGGACAUGGGGAAUGAAUUGUUCUUGCCCUCCACCACAGACCAAUGCCACUUAACUGAGCAGAACCUUGCCCAAUAUAGACUCCGAGUAAUGGAGCCCCCAAAGGUGCCUCAAGAGAGGAGAACCAGUCCAGACAAAGAUGGUCCUGACUCUAAACCUAACCUGUGGAUGUGGGUAAAUCCCAACAUCAUGUGCCCCCUUGGCAGCCAGGAGACCCUAAAUCCCAGUAAAGAAAAGGAUCUGACAAGCAUGCUUCCUUACCCUCAGCCACUCCCAAAGAAUGAGUCUAACUGCUCAAAGGCCACAGUGAUGGAAUCCCUGACAGCUUCCUCCAGCAAGAAAUCUUCCCCACAGAAGCGGUUCAUCUAUCCUCCCAGUGACUGGGAGCUCACAAAAGAAGAAACCGAGGAACAAGAGAACAACUGCUCUGUGUCCCUCCAAUCCCCUAACAAAAGGGAGUGCUUCCAGAACCAGAAGCUAUGGCAAGGCAACAGCCAGGAGAGGAAGUCCUGGCCCCGGCCUCCACUCAAUUACAGUCACCUAAUUGCCCUGGCAUUAAGAAACAGCCCACCCUGUGGCCUCAAUGUGCAAGAGAUCUACAAUUUCACCCGACAGCAUUUCCCCUUUUUUUGGACAGCUCCAAAUGGCUGGAAAAACACCAUCCGCCACAAUCUCUGUUUCCUGGGCAGCUUUGAGAAGGCACCAGUCAAUCUUCAGAAUGGGACCCAUGUAAAGCCACGGUCUGGCCUCUGGAGGCUUACUGAAGAGGGACACCGGCGCUUUCAGGAGGAGACUCGUGCCUUAGCCUCUGCUCGGAGGGAGAGCAUCCAACAGUGUAUGAGCCAACCAGAUGUGAUGACUUCCCUCUUUGGCCUUUGAAGUGCCAUUUCUCCCUUUUUGGAACAUUGCCCUCCUUACUGGGCCCACCUUUGCCCGGAUUGGCCUUCAUUAAUCCCUCAGCCUACCCUGCCUGGUAGGUGACAAGACUACAUUUAGCUACAGCUACAAGAAUAGUAUUAAAUAAACUGAGAGGUUGAUACAGAGGAGGUAGAGCUUAAAUCCAGGUAGAGAAUCGUGGAAAGUUGCAUGAGAACAGUGGUAUUUGUUAUGCAUUUUAAGCAGAGGCAAGAAAUCUUAGUAAUAAUAGCAUGGAAGUUAAGGAGAGAGGACAUAUUUUACAAGUAAAGGAAUUCUGUGUACUGGAGUGUAUACUCACAUAUGAAAGCAAAUGGUGGAGUACAAAACAUAAAAUGCAAGACUGAACCAGGCCUUGAAGAGCCUCAAAUGCCAUGUGAAGGUAUAUAUGCAUAAAGAACUAGGCAUGAUGUUUGAAGCCUGGAGGUUCAAGUAUCUCCCUUCCACCAUUCAUCAGAUAUAUCUCUUUUUUUAAUGACCAAUGUUACCCCUUAGGUCUUCACUUUUCUUUUUCUGAUCCUGGACUUCUCAGCCUUGUUCAGUUGCCAACCAAUUCCAGUACUGACAAAUAAUUCCAAGCAGUUACUUGUAGUUUGUAUAUUGAAAGCCCUUGAAUUAAGUUUGUAUCAACCCCAAGCUUUCUGAUGACAAAUCUUUGCUUUCCAUGCUCUCAUUUAUCAAAACUUUAUUGAGGAAAUGCCAAUGUGCAUAAGGUCAAUCUUAGGUGCUAAAGAUAAAAAGUCAAUAGUUUAGUUGGAGACAGACAUAUAACUGCAUAUUUGUAAUAACAAAUGUAAUGAAACAUAUAUGUAAUGUUGCCAUGGAAAAGGGGAGACAUUUUUCCUGGGAAAGGCAUUGAAAAGAAAAUACCUUUUGAGUUAGUUUUGAAGAAUAAAUAGGGAUUUGCUAGGCACGUAACUGAAGAAAGGAGAUUACAGAGGUAACUGUAUAAACAAAGUAAUUGCAGUGGUUGGAGGAGUGGUAGGAAUUUCAGUGCAGUUUAGCUAUAUUAGGGCCAAGAGUGGCAAGAAAUGUAGGCAAAAGGCUUUUCUAAUACUACUUAGGUGUUUGGAUCUUAUCCUGUGGUCUAUUGUGAACCAAAAGGUAUCAGUGGUGUUUUACUAAAAAAUAAAAACAAGCAACAAUGAACAUUUAAGCAUUUGGUUUUCUAAUUUCAAAAUUCUCUUAACACUUUCUAUACAAAUAAACUUUAUUUUAUUAGAUUUAAUCAUACUUUUGUGCCUUUCAUGUUAACAUAUUAAGAUAUAUCCAGAAUAAAAUAGAUUAUUAGGGAUAUAUUUAAUUGCAAAGGCUUCAAUAAUGGGGGUAAAAAUACCUUACAAAACGCAAAAGCUAUGAACUCAAUAUAUUGUAAAUCAAUUGAAAAGUUUACAUUUUUGGUUAUUGUAUAUUACACCAUGUACAAAACUGUAUAUUUAAGUUGAAUUCUGAAAGGAGCAUUCAAAGAAUAUUAUUCAAAAAAGUAAUUGUAGAUACUACUUCUGUACCAAA